AUGGGACCAUGGUCUCAGCUCCUAUGGAGCUGUGUGCUUCUAUCUACUUUCAUUACCCCGUCUCUUGGAGCAGUCAUCACAGCAAGGCCUGGUAGCGCCAGCGUGGCUGUGGUGCCCGAACUCCCUGGCGCGUGCCGCGCCGUCAUCUUACCCUUUGAUUACUCGGCCAAGAACCGUCGUGACCAUGAGCUGCCAGUCUGCAGUGCUGACGGCCCCGGUCUUGUCGCUGCUCGCGACAACAGCGGUGUCGUUGACGCUGACGGGCGCGAAAUCGUCCCUGCGUCACUCGAGACUGGCGUGUCCCUGGUAGGACGCACCGAGCUGUCUUCCCUGUUUGGGAGACAGGUAGUCGGCGGCGACGACUAUACCUGCGGUCCCGACCGCCCUUGCAAGAACAAGGCCUGCUGUCCCAAGGAGACUGGCCAGUGCAACUACGGCGAGGAAGCGUGCGGCACAUCUGGAAUCUCUCCCAAUGAGGUGUGCUGGUCCAACUGCGAUGCCAAGGCAGAGUGCGGCAAGAACGCAGCUGUCCCCGGCCAGGAGUGUCUCCUGAAUGUCUGCUGUGGCAAGUGGGGUUUCUGCGGAAUGACAGACGACUUCUGUGACAAGGAGGACCAUGGAGCCACUGGCGGUUGCCAGUCCAACUGCGAUCAGCCAGGUCCCAAGGACAAGGCUUCCGAGCAGCUCAACCGUGUCAUUGGAUACUACGAGGCAUGGAGACACGACUCCAAAUGUCAGGAUAUGGGCUUGGACGACAUCCCCGUUAACUCCCUGACUCAUCUGUAUUUCUCUUUUGCCUUUAUCAUGCCGGACUUUCAGAUCGUCGGCAUGGACAACCUGCCCGAUAAGCUGUUUACAGACUUCACCAACCUCAAGAAGAAGAACCCUGCCCUCAAGAUGGUUAUUGCCAUUGGUGGAUGGACGCACAACGACCCGGGCCCUUUGCAAAAGGUGUUUAGCAACAUGGUCAGUACCAAAGCGAACCGGUCCAAGUUCAUCGGCAACCUCAUGUCCUUCCUCCGCAUGUACGCCUUUGACGGUGUCGACUUUGACUGGGAGUACCCUGGCGCGGACGAUCGCGGUGGUGUCCCCGAGGACGGCGAGAACUUCACCCAGUUCCUUAAGGAGCUCGACGAGGAGAACAAGAAGCAGCCCGUCAAGUACAUUGUGUCCUACACAGCGCCGACGAGCUUCUGGUAUCUGCGCCACUUUGAUCUCAAGUCAAUUGAUUAUACCGACUUUGUCAACGUCAUGUCAUAUGAUCUUCACGGUGUCUGGGAUCGUGAUAACCCGAUUGGGUCUCACAUCUACGGCCACACCAACUUGACUGAGAUGAGCCUGGCGUUUGACCUCUUCUGGAGAAACGACGUCCCGGCCAAGAAGCUGAACAUGGGUCUCGGUUUCUACGGUCGCGCGUUCCAGCUGGCCGAUCCGUCCUGCAACAAGCCCGGCUGUCUCUUCAAGGGAGGCGCCACCAAAGGAGCGUGCAGUGGCGAGUCUGGCAUCCUGAGCUACCGCGAGAUCCAGCAGGUUAUCAAAGUCAACAAGAUCAAGCCCGUCCACGACAAGGAGGCCGGUGUCAAGUACAUUACCUGGAACACUGACCAGUGGGUGUCGUUUGACGACAAGGAGACGUUCAAGCAGAAGAAGGACCUCGCGGCCAAGCUCGGCCUCGGAGGCUAUCUGAUCUGGGCCAUCGACCAGGACGACGCCGAGAUGUCUGCCCUGGCUGCCGUCCUGGACCCCAAGCCCUUGGGCGACUUCAAGUCGAUCGACAAGGGUGACGAGAACUGGACGGGCACCAACGAGAUGUGCUACGUUACGAGCUGCGGCGUUGAAGACUGCAAGCCGGGCGAGAUCAAGAUCACAGACCAGAAGUGCGGCAAGAACAAGAAGAGCACUCUCUGCUGUCCCUUGUCGGGAGCCCCUGACCCCAAGUCGUGCACCUGGCGCGGAGGCGCGACCAGGUGGUGCAACGGCUACUGCAAGGACGACGAGGUCAUGACGCACAUGAGCAAGUACGGCGGCGGCCACGACUGCUGGGACGGCCAAAUGGCGCACUGCUGCGAGAGCUCCCUGGGCGAGAAGAACAUCUGCAAGUGGCGCGGCGUCGGCGAAAAGUGCCACAGUGGCGAGCUGCCCCUGACCUUCUCCGGGACCGUCCUCGACAUCCUCGACGACGUCGCCGAAAUCAUCUUGCGGGUUGUCGGUCGCGCGCACCCGCUCGCGGCCCUUACGGGUCUAGUCCUGCUCGAGGUUCUCGACGAGAUGGAUAUCGACACCCAGAAGCUAUACUGCUGCCCUGAAAAAGAGAUUGCUAAGUGGAAGAACUGCGCCUGGUACGGGAAGCCCGGCAACUGCUUCGACGGCCACUGCCCGGACAUGAAGACGGUGCAGAUCACCGACUCGUACUUUGGCGGUAGCGACAAUUGCGGCAUUCACUUGUCCCGUGUCCGCACCUUCUGCUGCGAGUCGGACGGCGAGCCCCUUUUCCUGCCCGUGGACCUCAAGAACCUGUUUGAGCACCCGCCCGAGGGCGGCUCUGACACGGACUUCACCCUCGAGACGGACAAGACGUCGGACGGCGGCGACGAUGACCCUAACGAUGCCGCGUUCCCGUUCGUGGUCCUCGUCUCGCCCGAGGCGCUCCAGAUCUCGCUCGACAAGCGCGACGGGUCCCACUGGGACGUCUUUGACUGCAACGACUCGGUCUCCGAGGGCGAGCACACGGUCCGCAUGGUCUGCAACGACCACACCCCGGACAGCAACUGCCACAAGAUUGGACUCGGCCACGGUGUCCCGGGGACUAUUCUCCAGAUGCCCAAGGGCUGUGGCCCAGGCAAGUAUGCCGUCGCCAAGAGCAUGGCACCGGCCCCUGGCAGUGACCACACCAAGCUCCUGCCCCGUCACCUGUCCCACCUCGCCGGCCUCGAGCCUGUCGUCUACGACUUGACUUUUGACUACGAUUUCCACCGCGUGCCGCGCGACCUCGGCAACACCCAGAUGCGCAUCGACUACAGCAACCAGGACGACUACUGGAACAACAUUGUCGCCGGGUCCGUCAGCCGGAAGCGAGACGUCCAUGGUCGCAAGAGGUUCGCCAAGCGCACGCUUGAAGACGUCGGCGGGAACCCGGUGCGCUGGCUCGAGGAGGAAUUCCGCGACGACUUCCACUUUGACAAGAUUGCCUCGCGGGACCUGCACGAGCGGUGGUUCGGCAAGAGCAUCCUCGAGUGGCUGGCGGCCCUCGUGAAACCCGAGAUCAAGCGCGAGUUCACGCACAAGUACGACGACAGCGUCACGGCAAAGUUGUUUGACGAGUCGUGGGACUGCCCCGGAUCGGUAGAGGGCGUCAACUACGACGGCCACCUGCUCGGCCAGGCCGUCCUCGACAUCGAGGUCGAGUCUAGCUUCGGCUUCACCCUCAUCGUCGAGAGUCUCACCCCGCCCCUCAACCUCGACCAGAGCUACCUGACCUUUUACAACAAGGGUAAGGUCACCGGUGUGGUCACCCUCGAGGCCCUCGCCCGCGUGACGUACGAGAAGAAGAAGGUCAUUCUCAACUUGCCAUUCCCCGGUGCCUCGUUCAAGAUUCCCGGAAUCGCCACCAUAGGCCCCCAGCUCACUGUCGAGGGCAGCAUCGAUGCCUCCCUCGGCAUGGCUGGCUUGAUUGAGACCAAGCUUGAGAUUGCCAAGUGGGAAGUCCGCCAAGUCAUGCCCGACACCAAUUCCUACAAGCCCGAGCUCAUCGACAACAGCAAGCCAAGCCUCGAUCGGACGGGCGACUUCUCGGGGAUCCAAAAGCCUGAAUUCUACGCAGGCGUCACAGCUUCCGGAGAUGUCACCUUUAAGCUGUCGGCCGCUGCCGAGUUUGGCGUUCGCUUCGUCGACAAGUGGGAGAUUGACCCGGCGGCCGCCGCAGUCGUGGGCGAGGUCAGCCUAACGACCAAGUUCGCAGCGGGGAUCUCGACCACGGGAACGUGCCCCUUUACCUACGGUCUCGAUGUCGGCGCUCGUUUGUUCGCGAGAGCAACGGCGCCCAAGAUGUUUGGCUGGGCUGGUGGUGAGGUUGACCUGACGGACAAGUGGGAGAAGACCAUCAUCAAGGGCGGCACUUGUCCCGACCUAGGCCCGAUACCUUCCAGGAGAAGUCGCCGAGGUCUCGACCACCUCCUCAUCGAGGGCCGCGCCGAAGACAAGGACGUGACCAGAAACAUGUCGAGGUUGGGAGCUGCCGGGCCCGGUGCCUACAGAGCCCUCGAUGUGGAGUCCAUGCACAGCUACGGCGCCAGCCUGCGCACGAGGCACAUCUCCGGCGGGCACAUGUCGUCCCUGGUCAAGAGAGGUGGUGUAUACGGCCCAGCGUUCAGCCUCCCCGCCGGCGAGUUCUUCUGCCCUUCUCGAGACGGUGAAGAAGGCAUCACGUGCGAGCAAGCAUACGAUGCCCUGGAAACGAGCAACGAGGGCGGCGCCUGGAGAGAUGCGACCAAGCACAAGAGGGAGAAGCUGACGCCGACGUCCACCAUUGAUGAAAACGCCAUCGCCGCACAUUUCCAUGCUCAUCAGCAGCGAAGUGAUGGCCAUGGCGACCACGCAGGAGGCGAGAUACUGCACAUGUUUGACAAGAGAGCCAAGCCCAAGCUGGUCAAGGCCUGUAAUCGAAAUUGCGACAUCUCGAACGACUUCCCCCCGGGCGGCCAGCUGAAUGGCGAUAAUUGGGGCUGGGUCAAUCCCGAUGACUGCGGCAACUUUGACUUUGGCAGCCCCCUGACGGCACGCGCCGCCAACGUCGAGUAUCACACGGAGCACGUCCUCGAGGCCCAGAUGAUCGACCUGUUCUUCAAGCACCUCGACAAGAAGAAGUCUAAGCUGCCCGACCCGAAGCCGAAUGCGGCCCAGGGAGCCACCGUCUCCUUCUGUGACUAUGUCGACGAGCUGUGGGAUGUGCUCCCUUUCGUGUGGCCCGGCCAGGACACGACCGGCGGCGUCGGCAAGGCUUGGAACCCCAUUAUGCACAUUGCGGCGCAGUACCCGACAAAGACGUUCAAGAGGUCCGAGUUUGUCGCCCUCGAGUCCGCCAUCAACACGCCUUCCAAGACGAGACCCUGGGCAUCCGCAAACCCGUGGGACUUUGACUCCUGGACCAAGGACCUUUCCAACUAUGCAAAAGCCAAGGUGAUUCUCCAGAAGAUGCGCAGUACAAUGGGCUCUCGCAUCUACCAGAGCCACCCGACCAUCAGGACAACCAUGAAGACCCAGACGGAACGGAUCGGCAAGGUGCUCGACGCCCUCGACUCGACCCUGCUGCCCGCCAACCAGCGCGCUGGAUACCAGCAAUGGUCGAAGCAGAACCUCGAGUCCGAGUGGCUCAGGUACAUGAAGGGCCAGUACACCACCAUGCAGUCCAAGACCAACGGCCUCGUCAAUAAUUUCCUUCCCAAGAUGAACGCUGCGUGGGUCACGCAGGCACAGAAGGACAAGUGGAAGGACGCCGCGGCUGAUACGCAGGCGGUGUUGGACGAGAAAAAGAAACAUCGGGAUUUCAUAAAGUCCAUUGAAGACUUUGAAACGAAAUGGAAUGGGCUACCCGCGUGGACGAACCCGCUCUAA
Messenger RNA from Endocarpon pusillum Z07020, 5610 nucleotides. RefSeq lists its product as uncharacterized. The coding region runs from base 1 to 5610 and encodes 1869 amino acids. The transcript is spliced from 7 exons. Gene Ontology annotation, biological process: carbohydrate metabolic process. NCBI's taxonomy places the organism in Eukaryota, Fungi, Ascomycota, Eurotiomycetes, Verrucariales, Verrucariaceae. The record is from RefSeq and is a predicted model, not a curated record. Gene Ontology annotation, molecular function: chitin binding; hydrolase activity, hydrolyzing O-glycosyl compounds.